CACGCACAUGGUAUGUACACUUCUGUUUCCAGAUUGUUGUUCUGCAAAUUUGUCAGACUUGCGGUUUAGAUUUGCUCUUUUCCUGGUUGGCAAAGCCAUAUAGAUACUUUGUAAACGUUUUUUUGUGUCCAGUGCUAAAAUAAAUAGCUAAAUUGUUUUAUAACAUGGGAGAUCAAGUGGAAGUGGUUGCUGGAAGUUACGAGCAGAUAGUUUUUGGUUAUCGAGUGUGCCCCAGUGAAGAGGAAUGGAGAAUAGAGCCAGUCUUCACACACCAUGCUCAUACAGCAUCCCUGUCUGCAGUAGCAGCCAGUGAGCAGUUCAUUGCCACGGGCAGCAAAGAUGAAACUGUUCAGCUCUAUGACAUGAACACAAGAACUGAACAUGGAGCCUUGUUACACCACAAUGGUACUGUCUCAUGUCUGGAGUUCUGUGGCACCUCCCAUUUACUCAGUGGUGGGGAAGAUGGUCUCCUGUGUGUAUGGAGUACAAAGACAUGGGACUGUUUAAAAUCAAUCAAAGCACACAUGGGCCAUAUCACUUCUCUGUCAGUGCAUCCAUCUGGGAAACUUGCACUCUCUGUUGGAACGGACAAGAAAUUGAGAACAUGGAAUCUAAUAGAUGGAAGGUCAGCUUUUGUCAAGAACAUAAAGCAAGAUGCUCACUUAGUGCUGUGGUCACCGGUUGGGGAUAAAUAUGUUGUAGUUAUGCAUGAUAAAUUAGACAUCUACAGCCUGGAGUCCGCUAGCAUUACAGGCACCCUCACCUACCAAAAGAGGAUUUCAUCCAUCAGAUUUUUGAAGAAUACACUGCUGGCUGUGGCAGGAGAUGACGAAUAUGUGAAGGUAUAUGAUCUGAUCUCUGAAAAGUGCAUUUGUGAGUUCAGAGCUCAUGAGAACAGAGUAAAAGCAAUGGAGAGCUUUAUGAUUGAUGAGUUGUGUGUGCUGGUCACAGCAUCUAAUGAUGGGUUCAUCAAGCUGUGGAAGUUCAAUUUGGAGAACCCGGAGGUGGUAUGUCUACUGAGCCAGGUGAACACCAUUGCUCGUCUCACCUGCCUAUCUGUAUGGAGACCCAAAACAGGGAAAGAACUCUCAGGAGAGCAAAUCACCCAGCCAGCAAGCGUGCUGUCAGCUGGUAAGGAGGCUCUUCUGUCCCCUACAAGGAAAAGAGUGAGAAUCAAUAUGGAGAAGGUGGUUUUAAAAGACUUCUCCUUGAGAAAACCAGCCAAAAAGAUGAAGAAAAAACAGAAAGUGCAAUGAACUAGCAUUGUUUAAACUGAUCAGCAUAAAUUGCUUGUUUAUUAUCAUUAUUGUUGUUUUUUCUUUGAAGGUAGGUUGUGGUUUUGCAUUCUAGCUUGGUAGUGAAAGGGCAGAGUCAUUUGUGUGCUGUUUAAUCUCCAAACCUGCAUGAAGACAAAACUCUGUUGUUGUUGCUUUUGAAAAUAAACAGAUGUAUUUCUAAAGCUAAGCCUCUCAGAAUAAAAUCCUACUAGAAAGUAGCCUA
This is a messenger RNA of Colossoma macropomum (tambaqui), 1500 nucleotides long. It is a transcript of the gene pak1ip1, whose product is annotated as PAK1 interacting protein 1. NCBI's taxonomy places the organism in Eukaryota, Metazoa, Chordata, Actinopteri, Characiformes, Serrasalmidae. The record is from RefSeq and is a predicted model, not a curated record. Gene Ontology annotation, molecular function: protein binding. The transcript has 10 exons. Bases 165 to 1256 code for a protein of 363 amino acids.